AUGGCUACCUCUACUGAGACUACAGAGAAAAAGGGCUCGCUGACUAUUGCUGGCACCGGUAUUGCCAGUAUCAAACACAUCACACUCGAGACACUGUCCUAUAUCAAAGAGGCUGAAAAGGUCUAUUACCUUGUCGCUGACCCAGCGACGGAAGCGUUCAUUCAGGAUAAUGCCAGCGGAACGUGCUUCAAUUUACACGUUUUCUACGAUACAAACAAGCAUCGCUAUGAUUCAUACGUUCAGAUGGCCGAGGUCAUGUUGCUCGACGUGAGAGCCGGGCACUCCGUCCUUGGAAUUUUCUAUGGCCACCCGGGCGUUUUUGUGUCGCCUUCCCAUAGGGCCAUUGCUAUAGCACGAGAGGAAGGCUUCAAGGCUCACAUGCUCCCCGGAAUAUCGGCAGAGGAUUACAUGUUUGCCGACAUUGGAUUUGAUCCCGCCACACAUGGAUGUGUGUCAUACGAAGCGACCGAGCUUUUGGUCCGAGACAAGCCGUUGCUUCCAUCGUCCCACAAUAUCAUCUGGCAGGUUGGAGCUAUUGGUGCUAACGCAAUGGUGUUCGAUAAUGGCAAAUUUAAUAUCCUUGUUGACCGCCUCGAACAAGUCUUUGGUCCAGACCAUAAGGUUGUGCACUAUAUUGGUGCUGUCCUCCCGCAAUCGACGUCGACGAUCGAAGCAUACACCAUCUCUGAUCUCCGUAAGGGCGACGUUGUGGAGAAAUUUUCAACGACUUCAACACUUUACGUGCCUCCAUCCGUUGAAGCCAGACUCAGCGGAAUAAUGGUUCGGGAGCUAGGACUUGAGGAUUCAGGAUUCCACACAAAGAGCAGUCAGUCACGAACGUUGUGGGCCGGACCAGUUACUAGCUCAGCACCGGCAUAUGGCCCUCAGGAGCGCAUUGUUAUUGCACAGAUAGACAAGGACGUUAUUCCUGACAGCCACCAGAUCCUUCAGGCUUCCGAUGCAAUGAAGAAAACGAUGGCUAACCUUGCACUAAACCCGAAAUUGUCGGAGGAGUACUAUGCAAGCCCAUCAACUGUCGUUGAAAAAGUGACUGGGCUUUCUGAACAAGAGAAGAAGGCACUUAUACUUUGUUCUGCUGGCGCAAUUCAUAUGGUAAUGGCGGCAACGCAAACCAACAUCGCUCAAGGACAUCAGUGGUCUGCUGAGGAGCUUGAGGCUGCAGGAACUCCUCAUCCUGCACUAGCUCUUCUAGUUGUUAUAAUAUGCCUUAUAUAG
Fomitiporia mediterranea MF3/22 is the source of this 1236-nucleotide messenger RNA. Its product is annotated as tetrapyrrole methylase. The transcript is spliced from 3 exons. Lineage: Eukaryota; Fungi; Basidiomycota; Agaricomycetes; Hymenochaetales; Hymenochaetaceae. The record is from RefSeq and is a predicted model, not a curated record. Gene Ontology annotation, molecular function: methyltransferase activity. The coding region runs from base 1 to 1236 and encodes 411 amino acids.